Cannabis sativa is the source of this 3415-nucleotide messenger RNA. RefSeq lists its product as uncharacterized. Bases 1160 to 3415 code for a protein of 751 amino acids. NCBI's taxonomy places the organism in Eukaryota, Viridiplantae, Streptophyta, Magnoliopsida, Rosales, Cannabaceae. The record is from RefSeq and is a predicted model, not a curated record. The transcript has 4 exons.
CCAUAUAUGUAUAUCUAUGUAUCGAUGGUGGAGGCGAUGGGGUGGGCUCAGGAUCUCGAUACCAUCUAUUUCCUCGUUUCUUUCAUGCCCGCCUCUCAUCUCCUUAUCUCUCUCUGUCUUCUUCAGUGUUUCUUGACUUGAGACAUUUAUGCUCAUGAGGCAAGGCUUUUUCAGAAGUGAAGUGAAGGAAGGAGAAAAGGUUAUGAGUGGUGUGGAGGAGAGCUUUAAGUGGUGAAGAGCUAAAAGGUCUCUCUUGUUGGUAAGUGUUUAUAAUCUUUCAUCCACCAUUGUGUUCUUGGUGUUCUUGAUAUUUUUGGUAUUCAUAGAACCAGUGCCGGCCCAAGCUAUGGGCAAGAUGGGCAACUGCCCAAGGCCUUUUUUUUUUUACUUAUAUGCUCAUAUUAUAUAAAUAUAUAUUUACUUUGCUCUUUCAAACUAAAAAGAAAAAUCAAAUCAUAAUAAUGAGAUAGUACACACGUUGAGCCACUACUACAAGUAACCUCCAAUUAUAAUUUUUUUUUUAUUUUUUAUUAUCUUCUAUUACUUAAAUAGUACAUAUUUUGUGGGAAAAUGAAAUUUGAUUAGACUACACAAAUAAUAUUCAAAAUUUAUUUAUUUUUUAUUAAUUAGCCGUUGGAUAUAUUGUUUAGAUAAAUGUAUAUAUAUAUCCUUCUGUUUUAUUUUUCACUAACUUCAUUUAUUCUUCUUCCAUUUUCUUACUCAUUUUCAUUCUCCUUUAGCAAUUACUAUUAUUUAAGAGCUCUCAUUCAAUUCCAUCAUUAUUACAAACUUAUAGACUAUAUUGAUAUUUGAUUUUGCAUUGAAAGAGACAAAAGAAACACAAAGGUAUAUAUUCUAACUUUUGUUUUUAUAUGUAUUAUUAACAUUAUUACAUAUUUUUCAUCUUACUUUAAUUUAUAAUAAUUAUUCUUUUUGGAUAGGAUCUCUUCCAAGAAAAGAAAAUUUCAAAGAAAAUAUUCAUAUUGAAGUACCUGUUUUGGCUUGCAAUUUUUUAGGUUAUAUAUUUCUUUCAUUCUUUUUUUCUUUAUUAUUAUUAUUAUUAUUAUUAUUAUUAUUAUUAUUAUUAUUAUUAUUAUUAUUAUUAUUAUUAUUAUUAUUAUUAUUAUUUUGUUUAGUGUUCCUAAAUUAAAAAGGAAGCAUGUCUAGUAAGAAAUAUUUAUCAGGUUAUGAAAAACUUAAGAAAAAAAGAAAAAUAGAAAAUUUGAUAAAAACUCAACAAGGAGCUUUAGAUAAAUUUGUUACCACUAGCAAAAGAGAUGAAAAUAACACAAAUAAAGAAAUUAAUGACCAAUUAAAUUUAAAUAAUUUAGGUGAUUAUGAAAUUAUGGUAGAAAAAGGUUUAGAAAAUUGCCAUCAUAAAAUAUGUGAUAAUAUGAUAGUUGAUGAAGAAUGUCAAGAAAAUAAGGAGGAUGAUAUGGAAACUAGAAAUUGUAACAACAAUUUAGAUUAUCUUGAUGAUCCGGGAAGAUGGAAAAAUCUUGAUAAUAAACUAAUAGACUUAUUAGUAGAAAAAGGUCCAAUUAGAUUGAGUGAUAUAGAGUUUCCAAAAGAUGAUGGUAGACGUUUUUCUACUUAUCACUAUACUAGAAAUUUAUCAAAUGGAGAACAACAUGAUAGAAAGUGGUUAGUGUAUUCAAAGUGUUUGAAUAAAGUAUAUUGUUUUUGUUGUAAAUUAUUUAGUGUUAAUUCUAGUACGAUGAACCAAUUGAGCAACGAAGGAACUAAAGAUUGGAAACAUCUUGGUGAUAGGUUAAAAAGUCAUGAAACAAGUAACGAACAUAUAAUCAACAUGAGUACUUGGUUUGAUUUAGAAUCGAGAUUAUUAAUGAAUAAAACAAUUGAUAAACAUGCUCAAGAAAGAAUUAAUAAAGAGAAAGAACAUUGGAGAAAUGUUUUAAAAAGGAUAAUUUCUCUUAUAAAAUGUUUAGCUAAAAAUAAUUUGGCAUUUCGUGGGAGUCAUGAAAAGAUCUAUCAAGAAAAUAAUGGAAACUUUUUAAGUUUUAUUGAGAUGAUCACUGAAUUUGAUCCAAUAAUGAAAGAGCAUAUUCGUCGUAUUCAAAAUGGUAAAAUUCAUAAACAUUAUUUAGGACAUAAUAUUCAAAAUGAGUUAAUACAAGUGUUGGCUCACAAGAUAAAAAGUUUAAUUUUAACAAAUAUUAAAGAAGCAAAAUACUAUGCAAUUAUAUUAGAUUGUACUCCAGAUUUAAGCCACCAAGAGCAAAUGUCCAUGAUCUUAAGGUGUGUAAAUAUUUCUUCUUGUCCUAUUGAAAUUGAAGAAUACUUUUUAGGAUUUUUAAAUGUGGUAGAUACUUCAGGAAAAGGUCUCUUUGAUGAACUCAUAAAAGAAAUUAAGAAGUUAGAACUUGAUAUAAAUGAUGUAAGAGGACAAAGUUAUGAUAAUGGAUCUAACAUGAAAGGGAAACACCAAGGUGUGCAAAAAAGGUUAUUAGAUAUAAAUCCUAGGGCACUUUUUACACCAUGUGCAUGUCAUAGUCUUAAUUUAGUAAUUUGUGAUGCUGCCACUUCUUGUGUUAGAGCCAUAUCAUUUUUUGGGGUUCUACAACGAAUAUAUUCAUUAUUUUCUUCAUCACCAAAGCGAUGGAUAAUUUUAAAAAAUAAUAUAUCUAACUUAACAGUGAAAUCAUUAUCACAAACUCGUUGGGAAAGUCAUAUUGAAAGUGUAAAAGCUAUUAUACAUCAAACUCCAAAUAUUAGAGAUGCUUUGUUAGAACUAGCAGACACAAGUGAAGAUCCUAAAAUAAAGAGUGAAGCUAACGAUGCAGUAACUUAUGAACUAGAAGAUUUUGAAUUUUUAUUAGGUAUGACUAUUUGGUAUGAUAUCUUGUUUGCAGUAAACUCUCUUAGUAAGAACUUUCAAAGUGAAGAAUCAACAAUUAAUGUUGCCAUAGAUCUUCUUAAGGGUCUUAUUUCUCUUUUUAAAAAAUAUAGGGAAAAUGGAUUUAUAUCUGCCAUGACUUCAGCUAGAAAACUUGCAAAUGAAUUGAAAAUAGAACCAACAUUUCGUGAAAAACGUGUGAUUCGUAGAAAGAAACAAUUUGAUGAAGAUAUGGAAUGUUGGGAAAGUGUGACUUCACCAUUAAUGAUUGGGAUCCCUUCUUCUACAGAAGGAUGUGCUCACUCAAUGUUGGAUAGUGAUGAAGAUAUCCCUAAUGCUCAACCAUUACCUCAAGUCACUUUGGUUGACAGUGAUGAUGAGGGGGAAUUUUUUGAUGAGAGUGUAUGUAAGAUUGAUGAAGAGCCUCGAGCUCUUGAGUAUGCGAUAAUGGUACAUGAUUAUGAGGGUGAUAAGAAUGAGUAUGUCGGGCGGUCCCUUCACUUUUUGAGGGACAACCCGAGGUCGAGUAUGACUAAGGGAGAUAUCCUACGCAUGUGA